This is a messenger RNA of Pseudophryne corroboree (corroboree frog), 506 nucleotides long. RefSeq names its product transthyretin (gene TTR). The record is from RefSeq and is a predicted model, not a curated record. The coding region runs from base 1 to 459 and encodes 152 amino acids. Gene Ontology annotation, molecular function: thyroid hormone binding. Lineage: Eukaryota; Metazoa; Chordata; Amphibia; Anura; Myobatrachidae. Gene Ontology annotation, biological process: purine nucleobase metabolic process. The transcript is spliced from 4 exons.
AUGGCCUUGCACCUGGGUUUUAAAAAUCUGCCAUCUACAAGAGUUCCAUUUCUUAAAGCACAUGGCACACAUGGGCAAGUAGAUUCUGAGUGUGCUCUGAUGAUAAAAGUAUUGGAUGCUGUAAGAGGGACCCCAGCAGCCAAACUGCGUGCCAAGUUAUUGAAACAGAAAGAUGACAAAAGCUGGGACCUGCUGAAUUCUGGGAUAACAUCUUCCGAUGGAGAAAUCCACAGCCUCAUCACUGAAGAACAAUUUGUUGAAGGAAUAUAUAAACUGCAAUUUGCAACCAAACCUUUUUGGAGCAAGCUGGGUCUUUCACCAUUCCAUGAAUUUGUUGAUGUGGUGUUUACUGCUAAUGAUGCUGGUCACCGUCACUACACAAUUGCUGUGCUCCUCACUCCGUAUUCCUUCUCCACAACCGCUGUGGUCAGUGAUCUGCUGCAGGAAGCCCAUGACUGACUGACAGAAAUUAUCGUCUUUCCUCGUAUUCAGUAUUCUACGCAUAA